UUUUGCUACCAACAUCUGUGACUCGUGAGUGUAUGUGUGCAUUGUGCAAGACAAGUGUAUAAAUGAUAAUAAUAAAAAACUUGGUUAGUUAAAGUUGAAGUGGGCUCCAGUUCCAGUAUUUAUUUUUGUUUUCGAAUCUAUCGCCGAAUUUAUUCAAUGAAAUUUAUGUUCUACUAAAUCGUGAAAUAUAUUAUUGCAAAAUUCUGUAUCCGAAUACAGUGGUUCGCAGUGCAGACGAUAUCUCAAGAUUGCAGGUGCACUCAUUCUCAUUUACCGUUGCAGAUAAAUGCAUCACUUUUAUUUGCAUUUUUUGGGUUAGACUGGUUCAGGUUACUCUUUGUUCAGUGUUUCAAGUUAUCUCGGCACUUGUUCGUAAAUUUUUUUACAAAAUGAUUGAUUUUAUUUAAAAUGUCCAACUUUGAUCUCUUGAUGUGAUCUUUUGCAACAAGUAGAAAAUGCGAUUGCAUUAGUUAAUUUUCUUUAGUAUGGGAUUUGAUGUAACAAGAUUUGAAGGAGAGGUUGACGAAGAACUUGUUUGUCCGAUAUGUUCGGGUGUAUUAGAAGAUCCAUUGCAGGCUCCCACUUGCGAGCAUGCAUUUUGCAGAGCUUGCAUUAUUGAGUGGAUCUCGCGUCAGCCCACUUGUCCGAUUGAUAGGCAGACAAUCACAUCUGCUCAACUUAGGCCUGUACCUAGAAUUUUAAGAAAUCUUCUCUCUAGGCUGUGCAUUGUAUGCGACAACGCAUCCUAUGGUUGUUCAGCGAUGAUAAAGUUGGACUCUCUAGCCACCCACCUAGCCGAAUGUGAACACAACCCUAAGCGACCAGUGCCUUGCGAGCAGGGCUGUGGACUCAUUAUUCCAAUGGAUGAACUGAAAGAUCAUAACUGUGUUAGAGAAAUGCGGUCUGUAAUACACACACAACAACAGAAAAUGGCCGACUUCCAGAAAGAAUUGGCCGAAUGUAGAUUCACAAUAACCGAACUGAAGAGAGAAGUUCACUUAGUAAAGGAGUUUAUGCGAGCGAUGCGGGUAUCGAACCCUGCCAUGCGAUCGCUUGCCGAUGAGAUGGAGCGAGACGAAGUGAUGCAGUGGUCCAACUCUCUCACUCGGGCACGUGUCACGCGGUGGGGUGGCAUGAUAUCCACGCCUGAUGAUCUGCUACAGGCGAUGAUCAAGCGUUCGCUGCGCGACUCGGGCUGUCCGCUGACGAUUGUCGACGAGCUAAUGGAGAACUGCCACGAGCGUAGCUGGCCGGCCGGACUCAACUCGCUGGAGACCCGGCAGAACAACCGACGUCACUACGAGAACUACACCUGCAAGCGCAUCCCCGGCAAGCAGGCAGUGGUCGUGUUAGCCUGCGACAACCCGCACGUAAACGAGGACAUGAUGGCCGAGCCCGGCCUUGUCAUGAUAUUCGCGCACGGCGUCGAGUGAAUUCAACAAACUCCAUUUUGUAGGUUCAUUCAAAUUCGUUGUGGUAACUGUGCUACGCAUAGAAUUCUGUAUGUGCAGUGAAUUCAACGUCGCUACAAACUCGACUCAAUAGGUUCAUCCAAAUUAGUUGUGGUCACUGUGCUACGCAUAGAAUUCUCUAUAUGCAGUGAAUUCAACAAACUCGAUUCAAUAGGUUUAUUCAAAUUCAUUGUGGUUACUGUGCCACGAAAUUCGUAUCGUUACAUACGCGAAUCAACAGGCUUUGUUCAAAAUAGUUGUGAUUACUGAGCUACUCAUUUUGUAUCGUCUAGAAAAACUGAAUUAAAAAUAGAUUUCUUUUCAAAAUCGUAUGACGAGUGAAUGAAUUCAAAGUAGUUACAAACUGGAUUAAAUAAGAUCAUUGAAAUUCGUUAUGUUGCGUGAAUUCAACGUCGUUACAAACUGGAUUAAAUAGUUUGUUCAAAUUCAUUAUUGUGGUUUCUGUGCUACACAUUUUGUACCGUCUAGAAAAACUUAUUAAAAGUGGAUUUCUUUUCAAAAUCGUGUGACGAACUGGAUUCCGUAGGUUUAUUCAAAUUCAUUGUGUUGAGUGAAUUUAACCAUAGAGAAAAUAAUAGUGUUGUAUUUUCUCUGUGAUUCAACAUCGUCACAAACUCGAUUCAAUAAGUUUGUUCAAUAAAUUUGUUGAGGUUUCUGUGCUGCGAAUUUCGUAUCAUCUUGAAACUGAAUUAAAAAUAGAGCUAUUUUCAAAUCCGUAUGUGGAGUGAAUGUGAUUUAUGAGGAGAAAAAAAUCUGCAAGAGACUUCACUUAAAUUACUGCGAAUGUGAUUUAAGAAGAGACAAAAACUUCGUGUGAUAAUUUGAUUUGGUUCACCUAAGCCUUGUGAUGUCGUUGAAAAUGGAUGAUGAUAGUCUUUACAAAUUUAAUAGAAAUAUAUUUUCAUCCUAAAUAACUUGUGACGUCGUUAAAAUACUGUUUAUAGGUUCUUUCAAAUUCAUUUUGGUUUCUGUGCUACGUGUUUUGCACUGGCAUUUAAAAAAGCGGGGCUUUGUUUAAAGCUAGAUUUCAAUAGUGUUCUUCAAAUUUUGUUAACGAUCAAAUUCGGUUUCUAAGUAGUGAAUUGUGUAGUGAAAAACUGGAUUUCUAUAGGUUCUUUAAAAUUCGUUGUACAAUGCUGUAAUAUUUAUUUUGUGUUGUAGAAAAACUGAAAAUCUUAGCGUCUUUAAUCAACUAUGUUUCAUUCACCAUGUUUUUGUUGAAAACUAAGUUUAAUAAAAUCCAUUGUGUGGUAGCUGUGCUACACUGAGCAAAAUAAUGAUAACUGUUUAAAUAUGUUAUUUUCAUUGUAGAUCGAAUCGGCAUAAAAUCCUAGUAAUAUCGUUGAAACUACUUUUAAUUGAAGCUUUUUUUACAUUUUGUAUUGGUUACCAUUACGUAUUUUUUCGUUCUUUAAAUCUAAAAGAUUUAUGAUUUUUGUGUUAUUCAAAACUGGGUUCAAUCGACUUUUCAAAUUACGUCGUGAUUAAAUCAUUGUAAUGAAGUUUUAUGACUGAGCUGGAAAUAAUUUCAUGAUACUCUGACAUGAUUACAGUGAAUGAAUAAAAUCGUGAUAAAACUUUUAGCUUCGAUAAAAAAACUUGUUUUUAAUCUAUUUUUCAAUUUCGUCAUUGUUCCUGUCCUACGUUUAAUCAAAUCUUUGUUGAAACCCGAAUUUCAAUCAUCUUAGAAACGUGUAACUUAUAUUUUGAAGAAACUGAUGUAAGUACCUAAGUCUGUUUUUUUGUUUUAAAUUUAAUUCUGAAUUCCUGACAGCUAUUAUAUUUUUGCGAGGUGUAGAAUGAUUGAAUCAAAUUGUGAUAAAUAACUUGUAUCGUUGAAAAACUGUUUUUUUAGAUUUCAAAUUGUGUUGAGAAUUUCUGUGCUACCUUUUUUGUAUAAUAUAUUGCAGCUAUUACUAAUAUUGAAUUUCAAUAUUUUAAAAAUGACGUAUUUUAAGGGAGCUUCAAAACAUUUUUGUAUACUACUAAAUUUUAAACAAUAUAUAGAACAUCUUUAAAAAACAAAAUUAAAUUUGAUCAAAGUAUUAGAUCGAUGAAAAAAUUGGCAAAUAUGCAUGGUUGAUAUUUCUCUAUUCUCGUUAAAAAAGUGCAUCAUCUAACUACAAAUUAAAUACAAUGAAAGUUUGUGCUAAAGACUGAAAAAACGUCUGUGAGUUCUAGAUACUCAUGAUAAAUUGGAAGAAAUUAUAAAAAUCUUGGUUCUUUGAAAAUAGGAUUUUAAUCUCAUUUUAAUCCCAUUGUUGCUAUAAAUGUAGGCGUACUUCGUUAAUUUCUAAUUUCCUACAUUUUUAUAAAAAAAACUUUCUUUUAUGGCCAUAUUUUAUACAGUAUUCUACGGAAUGUCCUAUCCAAGUUAGCUUGAGGAAACGAUCAGUACGAUUCUAACAGUUGGUUUAUUUAAGAUUUCUGAUUGGUUAAAAGGGAAAAGCUUGCUCUACUAAACAGUUUUUGAAAUUGUUUAUAAAAAACGGCCCUUAGUAAGCCUGGUCUGACCUUUUCUAGAUAGAAGACAGCCAACUCAAGAUAAGUUAUGAUAAUAACUUAUUUUUAUAUCAAUUUUAAUAUUUCUUCUUAAUCCCCUAUUCUGCACAAAUAGACUCUUAAAUUGUGAUAAACUGGAUGGAUUUUAAUGUGUUUUUAUUUUUAUUGUUCAUAAGCUCUUGUUAAUUGUGAUAACUGGAUAUUAAUUUUUAUUUUAAUUAUCGCUGUUGAUUUUAAUGCUACGGUUUUUUGUUGUACAUAAAAUUUUGUUAAUUGUGAUAAACUCAAUAUAAAUAAUUCA
Messenger RNA from Nilaparvata lugens (brown planthopper), 4275 nucleotides. It is a transcript of the gene elgi, whose product is annotated as E3 ubiquitin-protein ligase NRDP1. NCBI's taxonomy places the organism in Eukaryota, Metazoa, Arthropoda, Insecta, Hemiptera, Delphacidae. Gene Ontology annotation, molecular function: metal ion binding; ubiquitin protein ligase activity. The transcript has 6 exons. The record is from RefSeq and is a predicted model, not a curated record. Bases 486 to 1433 code for a protein of 315 amino acids. Gene Ontology annotation, biological process: protein K63-linked ubiquitination; positive regulation of JNK cascade; tumor necrosis factor-mediated signaling pathway. Gene Ontology annotation, cellular component: plasma membrane signaling receptor complex.